Eremomyces bilateralis CBS 781.70 is the source of this 1722-nucleotide messenger RNA. RefSeq names its product MFS gliotoxin efflux transporter glia. Gene Ontology annotation, molecular function: transmembrane transporter activity. Bases 1 to 1722 code for a protein of 573 amino acids. Lineage: Eukaryota; Fungi; Ascomycota; Dothideomycetes; Eremomycetales; Eremomycetaceae. Gene Ontology annotation, biological process: transmembrane transport. The record is from RefSeq and is a predicted model, not a curated record. The transcript is spliced from 2 exons.
AUGGCCGAGGAGCCGAGAACAGAUCCGGAAAAGCCCCUUUCAGGCGGGCUAGACAAGAAUGCCACCGAGGCAUCUACUCCGGCUUAUAGCAUCAUGGAUGAAAAGAGGAGUCUAGAAAGCGAACAUGAACAGAUUUCUACCGACGAACCCGCCAAGGAUUUGGAGCCCGUUGAGAAUGACGAAUAUCCUCACGCAUGGAAGCUCGCAUCCCUCCUGCUUGCCACCUCCCUCGCCAUUUUCCUCAUGUCACUCGACAUGACGAUCAUCGCAACGGCCAUUCCCCGCAUCACGGAUCAAUUCAAGAGCUUAGACGACGUCGGCUGGUACGGCUCGGCUUUCUUUAUCACCAUGGCCGCGUUUCAGUCCACCUGGGGAAAGACGUAUAAAUACUUUCCCCUGAAAUGGGCAUACUUGACCGCCAUCUUCCUCUUUGAAGUCGGCAGUCUGAUCUGUGCGGUGGCUCAGGACAGCAAAACCCUCAUCGUGGGCCGCGCAAUUGCAGGGUUGGGGGGUGCCGGCAUCGGUGCAGGAUCAUAUACCAUCAUCGGAUUUUCGGCACCUCCGCGGCAAGCUGCUGCUCUCACCGGCGUCUUGGGCGCUGUCUAUGGGAUCGCUUCCGUCGUUGGCCCGCUCAUGGGCGGUGCUCUCACCGAACAUGUUUCAUGGCGCUGGUGUUUCUAUAUCAAUCUCCCUGUGGGAGCUAUAUCCGUCGCCAUAAUCUUUUUCACCUUUCAAACUCCCAAGGCUGCCCAACCACAGAAAGCCCCCUUAAAGGAGAAGAUUCUACAGAUGGAUCCCUUAGGAACCGCGUUGCUCCUGUGCACAAUCAUCUGUCUCAUCCUUGCCCUUCAAUGGGGUGGUGUGACCAAGGCGUGGUCACACCGCGAUGUUAUCGGUACACUCGUCGGUUUCGGCGUCCUCCUUGUGGUUUUCAUCGCUCUCGAAAUUUGGCUCGAUGAACGGGCGCUUCUCGUUCCCCGUCUUCUCCGGAAAAAGACCAUUGCGUUCAUGGCUCUCUUUACCGCUUUAUCCUUCGGGGUCUUCAUGACGAUUCUUUACUACCUCCCCAUCUACUUCCAAACUGUCAGCGGUGUCUCGGCUUCUGACUCUGGCGUCCGCAACAUCCCUUUCAUCCUGGCUGUUUCGCUGUUCACCGUCGUCUCUGGAGUCGUCAUCUCCAAAACCCAACAUUUUCUCCCCAUUAUUGUUCUCGGCUCCAUCCUUGCCACCGCAGGUCUUGCAACAAUAUCUACUCUGGGAGUCCACUCACCGAGUCCCCAAUGGAUUGGUUACCAGGUCCUUGCCGGCAUAGGUUUGGGUCUCAACAUCCAAGUGCCCAUCAUUGUGAGUCAAGCAGUCGUUGAGCCGUCCGAUGUCUCAUCAGUCACGGCGAUGAUCAUUUUCUUCCAAGCGCUCUCGGGUUCCAUCUUCUUGUCCGUUAGUCAGAGCUUAUUCGCCAAUAAGCUGUUGGCCACGGUGCCGAAGUAUGCUCCCGGCGUCGAUCCCGCCUUGGUGGUCGCCACCGGUGCGACCGAAUUGGAUAUACUAUGGGAUGGAGAGGCAUUGGCAGGCGUUAUUCGCGCUUACAUGGCUGGCUUGACGGACGACUUCUACAUGGGCAUUGGUUUGGCAGCCUGUAGUGCGGUGGUUGCACUCUCAAUGGUGGUCUUCGAUAGAACAUCCUUAAAGGGGCGCAAAGUGAGCGCUGGUGGUGCGGCCUGA